AAAGAAAGGGAAAAUAAGAUAGAGUUUAUAAAGAUUUGAAUAACAUAGUUUAUUUGGUAUCAUGUAAUGGAGGUAGUUUCCCUCUUUUUUUCCAUUACAAGUUGUUUAAUAGACCCUGAAGGGGAAAAGACAUACAUUGAAUUUGCUUCAAAACUGAAAAAUACGGAAAAUUUUGGUUGGGUAUCAGUUUUAUUUGUCCGCAAAAAAUCGACAUUGGAUCGAGAAAACAUAUUUAAAGACAUGAGAAUUUUACGCAUUUACCCUUUUUUUUUUUUUUACUUCAUUCUAUUUGUAUUUCUACAUAUUAAUUUAUUUUUUAUUAACUUUUUAUUUUAUUUUAUUUUUCUUUUACCUUUUAUAAUAAAUUCAAUAUGGAUUCGAGAGAGGCUCCUCUUCGAUCUUUCGUCGUUUUUUGUACUAUUAUUGCAUCUUUAGGUGCUUUCAAUUCUGGUGUGAAUACAUCCGCUUUGAAUAUUCCUGGUGAAGCUGUUAAGAAAUGUCCUAAUGUUCCUGAAGGUGUUAUCACUUAUUAUCCUCAUUCUCCUUUACCUCAAUGUAUCCCUAUGGGUGAUUGGAUUUGGGGUGUUUCUACUGGUAUGUUUGCUGUUGGUGGUCUUAUCGGUGCUAUGGGUAGUGGUUAUCUUUAUAAUAAGUUUGGUCGUCGUGAUUCUAUGAUUUUAAUGAACGUUAACUUCUUUAUCGGUGCUAUCUUACUUUCUCUUGCUACUAAAUCUGCUCAAUUUGCUAUUGGACGUAUCUUUGUUGGUAUUGGUUCUGGUUUUAUGACUUGUGUUGUUUCUGUUUACGUUUCUGAAAUUGCUCCUCCUAAAUAUCGUGGUGCUCUUACGUCUACACUGCAACUCUUGACUACCAUUGGUAUUUUACUUAUUGAAAUUAUCUCUCUUGGUUUAGAUUCUGCUAUCGGAUGGCGUAUUGUGGUUAUUAUCACCAUUGCUCCUACUAUCGUCCAAAUGGUCGUUCUUCCUUUCUGUGCUAGAUCUCCUCGUUGGUUAGUCAACACUGAAUUUACUGAUAUGCUCCUUGGUCUCUCUAAGGGUGGUGAAGAAACAAAGGCCAACUUGGAAGAUAAGGAUUCUGCUGCUGGUUUUGAUAACAAUGCUGUCGCUAAGGAGAAUAAUGCUGUUGGUGGUGGUAAUGAUAAUGAGGGUGAACUUCAACUUAGUUUUGCCCAAGUUUUUGCUAUCCCUGUCUUGGCUUGGUUGACUAUCAAGAUUUUCAUCAUUAACGCUCUUCAACAAUUGACUGGUAUUAACGCUAUCAUGUAUUACUCUACCACUAUCUUUGAAGCCUCAUUUGAUCACAAUGCUAAAUAUGUCACAAUUGGUGUCUCUGCUUUGAACGUCGUCCUUACCGUCAUCGGUCUUUCUCUUGUCGAUCGUUUGGGUCGUAAGACACUUUUGUUGGUCUCAACCGUUGGUAUGACCAUCUUCUGUGUCAUCAUGACUAUCUCUAUGAAGUACAACAUCAGUGCUCUUCAAGUCGUCUGUAUCAUGCUUUACGUCGCCUCCUUUGCUGUUGGUUAUGGUAUGAUUCCUUAUAUUCUUAUUGGUGAAUGUUUCCCUACCUAUGCCGUUGGUCCUGCUUCUUCAGGUUCCUUGGCUAUUAACUGGCUCAUGAACUUUGUCAUCGGUCUCAUCUUCCCUAGUUUAUUGUCCGCUUGUGGUCCCUAUGUUUUCCUUAUCUUUGCUGGUCUUUCUUUGUUUGCCUUUGCAUUCGUCUUAAUCUAUAUUCCCGAAACCAAGCAAAAGUCUAUUGAUGAAAUUGGUCGUUAUCUUGGCUGGUAUGGUCUUAACAUUGAAGAAGAACUUAGAAAGAAGAACAAGGCCUAAGAACCUUUCACUCCUCCAUCCACACUCAUACACUAUUAUUACUAGCUAUAAUCAUCAAAACCAUUUAAUAAUUUUUUUUCCUUAUAUACAAUUUUACAUUAUAAUUUUAAUUUUUUAUAUUUCGUGUAUUAGUAUUUAUAUUUCUAUUUUUUUUUUGUAUUUUAUUCUGAAAAAAAAAAAAAAAACUUGAAUCUCUAUCUCUUGUACAAUAAAA
Messenger RNA from Cokeromyces recurvatus, 2064 nucleotides. RefSeq names its product general substrate transporter. Bases 372 to 1850 code for a protein of 492 amino acids. NCBI's taxonomy places the organism in Eukaryota, Fungi, Mucoromycota, Mucoromycetes, Mucorales, Mucoraceae. Gene Ontology annotation, biological process: monosaccharide transmembrane transport. The transcript has 3 exons. Gene Ontology annotation, cellular component: membrane. The record is from RefSeq and is a predicted model, not a curated record. Gene Ontology annotation, molecular function: hexose transmembrane transporter activity.